Messenger RNA from Mustela lutreola (European mink), 4951 nucleotides. It is a transcript of the gene ESCO1, whose product is annotated as establishment of sister chromatid cohesion N-acetyltransferase 1. NCBI's taxonomy places the organism in Eukaryota, Metazoa, Chordata, Mammalia, Carnivora, Mustelidae. The coding region runs from base 1517 to 3910 and encodes 797 amino acids. The transcript has 12 exons. Gene Ontology annotation, molecular function: protein-lysine-acetyltransferase activity. The record is from RefSeq and is a predicted model, not a curated record. Gene Ontology annotation, cellular component: nucleus; chromatin. Gene Ontology annotation, biological process: mitotic sister chromatid cohesion.
GGGGAGUUGGCGGCUUUAUUAAGAGACAUCCCGGGGAAGGGCCAGCGGUCGCCGCCUGGGGGCGCCGCCGCUUCCCCGCGAGGUGCCCACCCGCGGUGCGCGCACGCGAGGCCUCCCACCGCGCCUGCGCUGAGGGUGUACGCCGGCUUGCUUUUCCCCGACGCCAGCCGUCCCGGCCGGGGUGAAAAACUGCGUGACACGCAGUGAACGUGGCGGCCAUCUUCCUCCUCUGGGCACGUCAGCUGAGCCUGUGACGGCUGAAGAGGAGCGUUGCGCAAGCGCGACCAAGACGGUCACAGGUAACUCCCAUCUGACGGGCGAGGCGUCGCCGUCGUCGCCGGAAGUUUGGCGUAUCUGCGCUGGGAGAGCGGCGGCAGUCGCGGCAGACGCGGCUCUCUCCUGAUACCCGGAUGUGAGGCGAUUCGCUGGCUCGUGUUGGACCGUCGGCAGGAGUGAGGAAGAUUAAUUCCCAAACAUAGGAAGCUGUUAGAGGCAUCAUUCAUUUGGAAACAACAUCAGUCAACUUAAAGAAACAGUGAUAAUGUGAUUUCUGGCUCAGUAAGUGUGAAGAGUGAAAACAAGAAUGAAGACAUUUAUGAUGAUCCACUUCCAUUUAAUGAAUAGUAAAUAAUCAUCAUGCCAUACAGUUAAUAAACUUAUCUGUUGUGUGUGUGUGUCUUCGUGUGAGAAUCUAACAACUGUAUGGCAAGAACUGUCUGAGACGUUUUCUGUCAUCAUCCUCAUCAUCAUUGCUUAAGUGUUCAUCGUGUAGAAAAUCAUGUACAAGACUUAUAUGGAAGUGGAUAGCCUAUCCUUAUGUAGGCAUAAGGUGCUGUGUAACGUGUUAAGAGGAUACUUUAAGGAAUGAGUUUGCCAAAUUCUCAUGAGUUAUGGUGGCUGAAAGAUCAAUUCUGUCUUGUGGGAAAAGAAUUAAAUGGCAGCACAAAAGGAAAUCUAUAUUAAUAGAGUAUUUUAUUAAACGAAAGAGGUUAGAUAAGAACUUUAAACUAACAGGCUCAGCAAACAAGGAAAGAAACCUGUUAGCUGUAAGACAUGUUUCAAGUGAAUCGAAGUCCAGUAACUGUAGACUUCAGAAGAAAAAAGGUUUCAAAAUCUUUGUCAAUACAGGUCAGUGAUAAAUAAUUCUUCCAGUAAUAGGGCUAGGCCUGAAUACCAUUAUUAAUUGAAAAAUUAACAAAACAGAUUGAACCUGAAUUUUUAUUUCACAAAAAGUUCUUAAAAUAUCAAAUUAGAAUUAAAUUGUCCUCAAAUUUCUAUUGCCUUGUCCAGCAGUAAAGCAAAUAUCUUUCAGCCUUCAUAUCAGAUUUUCUCAUGUCCUAGGGAUGACCGAAACCUUACUUGAAGCAAACUAGUAUUUUUGUUGAAAAUGUUCAUCAGUCUCAAAGUUGAUUUUUAAGACCUCCUCAGUAAUAAUACUAGACAUUCAGCAUUCGCACCUAUCAGGACACGAAAAUUCUCCCAAAAACUACUCAGAAAAGGAGGACCUUACUCAGGAAUGAUGUCCAUUCAGGAGAAAUCAAAAGAAAAUUCCUCUAAUGUUGUUAGAAAAAGUGAAGAUAAGAAUUUAGAAACACAAAUUCAAGGUUCUCAAACGAAUCUGGCAAAAAAAUCAGGUCCAAAGGAAGCUGUAAAAUCACUGGUUAAAUCUUCUAGUGAGAGUAAAAUAAAUCAACCUGGAUUAGGAACAUGCAUGAGUACAAGGUCAGCAAAAGCCACGUCCAAUGAUAAAAAAGCUAGUAAAUCCAUUAAUAAAAAUAUGGUGACUGUGAAGGGAAAUUUACAAGAAUCUACAAAAAAGAAGAAAUUACCUCAGAAAAAGUCAGUGCAUGGAACUCCUAAAUCAAAUGAACAGCUUAACCGGAGAUCACAAAGACUACAACAGUUAACAGAAGUUUCAACGAGGUCUCUGCGUAAUAGAGAAAUUCAGGGUCAGGUUCAAGCAGUUAAACAGACUUUGCCACCAAGGAAAGAGCACUGUAACAAUUCUCAAAGUAAAUCUAACAAAGCUAAAGCAAGUCAAAAACAUGUGAAAAGAAAAGUACCAGAAAUAAAGUCUGAUUCUAAAGAGGAUGAAAAUCUAGUAAUUAACGAAGUAAUAAAUUCCCCCAAAGGAAAAAAACGCAAAGUAGAGCAUCAAACAGCUUCUACUUGCAGUUCUCAGUGCACAAAAGGAUCUGAAAAAUGUCUUCAGAAGAAUACUAGAAAAGAGGAAAUAAAAUCUGUGCCUGUAACUUCUGAGAUAAGAAGAUCAAAAAUGGUUACUUCAGCAGUCUCUGAAAAGAAUGAGGUGAAGUCCGUUUAUACACAAGUGAAUACUAGUGCAAAAUCCCAAAAAAGUCCACAGCCGUCAGUGCCUGAAGAAAGGGUAGAUAAUGAGCUGGAGCAAGCGGGAAAGAGCAAACGAGGUAGCAUUCUUCAGCUCUGUGAAGAAAUUGCUGGUGAGAUUGAGUCUGAUACUGUAGAGGUAAAAAAGGAAUCUUCACAAAUGGAAACUGUAAAGGAGGAGAAGCCUACAGAAAUAAAAUUGGAAGAGACUGAUAAUGAAAGACAAAUACUUCAUCAGAAGGAAACCAAUCAGGAUGUUCAAUGUAAUCGUUUCUUUCCCAGUAGAAAAACAAAGCCUGUGAAAUGUAUACUAAAUGGAAUAAACAACUCAACUAAAAAGAACUCCAACUGGACUAAAAUUAAACUCUCAAAAUUUAACUAUGUGCAGCAAAAUAAGUUGGACUCUCAAGUUUCCCCUAAAUUGGGCUUAAUACGAACUAGUUUUUCACUUCCAGCCUUAGAAAUGCAUCAUCCAACUACUCAAAGUACAUUUUUAGGGACAAAACUACAUAAUGAUAAAAAUACAGCUUGCCAGCAGGAAGAAAUGAAAGAAAUUAAUUCUGAAGAAGUUAAAACUAAUGAUGUUACAGUUGAAGUUAAUAAAACCACAAAAAGGUCUUCUGAAAAUUGCCAUUUGGAUAAACAGAUAAAACCACCUCCUGACCCACCUUUGGAUAACCAGAGGAAAGAUUCUUUUGAAUCAGCACCAGAUAAGAAUUUCAGUGUGUGUUUGGAAUCCAAGAUUGAAAACAAUCCAGUGGGAAAUACCUCUACUGUUUCGGCUCUGCUCAGCCAAGCAAAAAUUGAUACAGGGGAGAAUAAAUUUCCAGGUUCAGCUCCCAAACAGCAUACUGUACUCAGCAACCAAACAUCUAAGACCAGUGAUAACAGGGAGACACCACCAAAUCAUUCUUGGACUAAGUGUAAUUCCCAUUUGGAGAUAACAAUUCCAAAGGACUUGAAACUAAAAGAAACAGAUAAAGUUGAUGAAAAACAGUUGAUCAUAGAUGCAGGACAGAAAAGAUUUGGAGCAGUUUCCUGUAAUGUUUGUGGCAUGCUUUACACAGCUUCAAAUCCAGAAGAUGAAACACAGCAUCUGCUCUUCCAUAACCAGUUUAUAAGUGCUGUAAAAUAUGUGGGUUGGAAAAAGGAAAGAAUUUUGGCUGAAUAUCCUGAUGGCAGGAUAAUAAUGGUUCUUCCUGAAGACCCAAAGUAUGCUCUGAAAAAGGGGUACAGAGUUAUAGAAGAGAAGCAUCCAGUUAUCAGGUCAGAAGAAGAAAAAGUCAGAUUUGAAAGGCAGAAAGCCUGGUGCUGCUCAACAUUACCAGAGCCUGCAAUCUGUGGGAUCAGUCGGAUAUGGGUGUUCAGCAUGAUGCGUCGGAAGAAAAUUGCUUCUCGCAUGAUUGAAUGCCUGAGGAGUAACUUUAUAUAUGGCUCAUAUUUGAGUAAAGAAGAAAUUGCUUUCUCAGAUCCCACUCCUGAUGGAAAACUAUUUGCAACACAGUACUGUGGCACUGGUCAGUUUCUGGUAUAUAAUUUUAUUAAUGGACAAAAUAGCACCUAAAACAAAUUUGUGCCUGCAGUACUAGAAGACAUCUACUGAAGAGAAUGGAUUGGUUGCUGACUUUAACCAGGAACUAGGGCCAUUUUUAUUACAAUGAACUCAGGACUGGCAACAACCAUAAGGUUGUUCCAUUUUCAUAAAAUUGGAAACAAUGCAGUAAUAGCUUAUUAUUGUUUUGUUUUUUAAAGAAGAUAUUUUAUUAUCUUUUACAGAAAUUUAUGAUUGAUGUAUUUUAUCUAUAGUUAUUUAGACAUGUUUACAUGCAGCAGAUAAUUGUUCAUAGUGGACUGAAAACUAAUGCAAGGACUAUGGUCUCAGUGAUAAGUAUAUUUUGAAGUUCUUAAUAUGGAAAUAUACCAGUGUAGCUUGGUACUGUAUUUUUUUAUAUUGAUCUGCUGAUACCAGUUAUAGUUUUAAAGAUUGUAUUUUUACAGAGCGGAAACCAAUGUUUUGGGUUCUUAUCCAAGGAGGGGGCAAUAUUGCACGUUAAGGAAUUCAGAGCUAAUUCUUAAAUGGCCUGAAAUACAUUCUGAAGGCACCCUUGCAAAAAGGCAAAGUUCCAAAUUAGCAGGAAGAAUUUGGGAGCUUUUUCUUCCAUUUCUUUCUUUCCUAUUCUUGAAGCAGGAAGAAGUGGAAGGUGGUAAAGAAUUGAGGCUUUUCUUCUUGGAGAGCUAUAAAGUGACUAGAAUUAGAAAAUACCCUCUAAAAUUUAUUAUUCUUUCAUUCUGGUUUUAUUUCUUAAAAUAAAUGGCACCUGGGCACACUUAGGCUAUUAACAAAUCCCAAAGAGGUUUAUAAAAACCUGUGGAAUAGUUGUAAGCUAACUAUGGAUGACUUGGUAUCUGCUUUGUUAUUCCUCAGAAAUACUACACUGAGUAUAUGCCCGCGUUACUGGACUUCAUUUUGAUACUUGUCUAUCCUUCAUAGUGCCCUCUACUUUUAAAGGGUUUAUAUGUUGAAAAACUGCUGUGGCCUUUUAUGACCUGUAUAUAAUGUAGAAUAAAAUAAUAAAAUACUUGAUAGCUUUUUCUAAGUGAUAAA